Messenger RNA from Prorocentrum cordatum, 391 nucleotides. The record is from the annotation of a GenBank genome assembly. NCBI's taxonomy places the organism in Eukaryota, Dinophyceae, Prorocentrales, Prorocentraceae.
GCUGCGGCUGCUGUGCCUGCACGGCAAGGGCGAUACUGGCGCCGCCUUUGCUCAGCGCCUGGCGCCCUUGGGCGGGACAGCGGACAUCCUGUGCGUCGACGCCACGCACCCACUGGGCAACGGCUUCGCUUGGUGGCUGCUGCCCGAUGGUGAGCGCUCCUUUACCACGCCGCGCUUCGUCGGCUGGGAAGAGACUGCCGAGUACGUGGCGCGCGCCUGGCGGGACGGCGGGCCGUUCGACGGGCUCCUCGGCUUCUCCCAGGGCGCCAUCCUCAUCUCGUUGCGUGAUAUCCGACCCCCGAACCACAACUCUGGGUCGGUUUUUGAGGUCGCCGCGGCGACCACGGGGGCCACACAUUGGGGCACGUUAUUACCCAUUUGCGAAGACUGA